AUGAAAUUCUUUAAUUGUAAUUUGUUUCUUCUAAGUAUUUUUUUUUUUUUUUUUGUAUUUAUUUCCUUUUCGUCAAGUGAAGAAAUUUUCGACAUGGGAAAUUUGCCAAUUUCAGAAAAAAGACUUGCUUAUAAUUUGAUACAAAUAUAUAAAGAAACAAUAAUCGCACAAAAUAAUUUUUAUGUAAAUUUUGAAAAUACUCAAAAAAUGUUUAACGAAUUAAAAAAAGAAAAUAAUAAUAAUAAUUCAUCAUCAAGUUUUCUUCAAGUAAAAUCAAAAGGACCAGUAGAAGAAGAAACAAUAUGGAGAGCAUUGUAUGAUACUCAAUUAAGGAGAUCUCCACCAACUGAAGAAGUUCAUGUUUAUUCAACAGAAAAUGUAGAAAAAGAAUAUGAACAAGCAAAAUUAGAUGCUUUUAAAUCCCAAAUAAAUAUUAUGAAAAAAAAUUUUGAAAAAAAUUUACAAUAUAUGAAUGAAGAAUUGGCAAGACAAAAAAACAUAAAAGUUUUAUUAAAUCAAACUACUUUAUUGGAAGAACAAAUAAAUAAAAUACCAAAAAAUAAUUCAUAUAAAAACGGUCCUAUAAAAAAAACUUAUUCAACAAAAAUUCAAUGCUAG
This is a messenger RNA of Plasmodium relictum, 618 nucleotides long. Its product is annotated as conserved Plasmodium protein, unknown function. Lineage: Eukaryota; Apicomplexa; Aconoidasida; Haemosporida; Plasmodiidae. The coding region runs from base 1 to 618 and encodes 205 amino acids. The transcript has a single exon. The record is from RefSeq and is a predicted model, not a curated record.